GAUGGCUGGCAUGAGCCUGUUUCGCAAACUUGGUGCCGGGGCAAAGUUUGAUUUCAAACGUUUUCAAGGUGAUGCGGAACGUUUAAAGGUACUUCGCCCGAAAAUCCAGGCAUCAACGCAAGUGAAAAAAAAGUCUUGGGAUUCUUUCGAACAGUCUGAAGAAAAAUACCAAAAUUCUUCAGAUGAUGAGCUCAGCAAAUCUGGUGACGACAAUGACAAAGUGUCAGACUCAGACCAAAGUAAAUAUGCCAAAAAGCGUAAAACUGAUAGCGACAACGAUAGUGGGAGUUCAGAAGGAGAGGAGGGAGACGAGUUAUCUGAUGAUGGGGAUAGUGAGGAGGAAGUUGAGCUUCAGAUACUCGGCUCCAUCAAGUCUAACAGCACAGAGACAAAGAGGCAUGAGAGGAAGAGGAAGAAGAAGCAGUUAUCCCCCGAGAUUAUAGCACAGUUGAAACAAGAGAAGAUAAAUGGCUUCCGAAGACAACACAGAAUCCAUGCUUAUGGGACUGACAUACCUGAUCCAUUUGCCAAGUUUUCACAGCUUGAGGAAGAAUAUCAUCUCCAUUCUCGAGUAGUGAAGAAUAUUGGAGAGUCUGGCUAUGAUGCACCAACUCCAAUUCAGAUGCAGGCAAUCCCAGUCAUGAUGAUGCGACGCGAGAUCUUGGCAUGUGCCCCAACGGGAUCUGGGAAAACAGCAGCGUUUCUGAUUCCUGUGUUGCAUCACUUGAAGGAGCCAAGGAAUAGAGGUUUCAGGGCCUUGAUAUUGGCACCGACAAGAGAGUUGGCUCAGCAGAUAUAUCGAGAAUGUUGCCGUUUGGCUGAUGGCCGUGGUUUCAGAAUCCAUUACAUCGACAAGGCCAGCAGUGCUAUUAAGAAAUUUGGUCCGAAAUCGGCACAGAAGUUUGAUAUUUUGGUCACAACUCCAAACAGAUUAGUGUAUUUACUCAAACAGGAGCCACCGGUCAUUAACUUGAAAAGUGUCGAAUGGUUAAUUGUUGAUGAAUCGGACAAACUCUUUGAAGAAGGAAAGCAAGGCUUCCGGGAGCAGCUAGCCAUGAUUUAUAAGGCAUGCGAUUCUAAGAAUGUGCGACGUGGCAUGUUCAGCGCCACAUUCGCGCACGAUGUCGAGGAGUGGUGCAAACUUAACUUGGAUAAUGUGGUUUCUGUAUAUAUUGGUGCUAGAAAUGCUGCUACCGACACUGUUGAUCAAGAGUUACUAUUUGUCGGGAGUGAAUCAGGUAAACUUCUGGCGAUCCGUGACAUCAUACGGAAAGGAUUUCAGCCUCCGAUGUUAGUGUUUGUGCAGUCAAAAGAGAGAGCCAAGGAGUUGUUCCAUGAGCUGAUAUAUGAUGGGAUUAAUGUAGAUGUCAUCCAUGCAGAUCGAACACAGUUACAGAGAGAAAACGUGGUGAAAAGUUUCCGUCUUGGGAAGAUCUGGGUGCUGGUGUGUACUGAGCUGAUGGGCCGAGGUAUUGACUUCAAGGGGGUCAACUUGGUGGUGAACUAUGACUUCCCAACAUCAGCUAUCAGUUACAUCCAUAGAAUAGGUCGUACUGGUAGGGCUGGAAGGAAAGGCAAAGCUGUUACCUUCUUCACCGAAGACGAUGGCAUCAACUUACGGAGCAUUGCAAAUGUGAUGAAACAAGCUGGUUGUCCAAUACCUGACUUCAUGCUUAGUGUCAAGAGACCUAACAAGAAAACAAGAAAGGUACUUGCUAACCAUGUUCCAGAGAGAGAGGGUAUUUCAACUGUUACGCAGUACGAUAAGGAAAAAACUCAAAAGAAAAGAGAGGUUCUAAAAAGGAUUGAUGAAAAGAAGAGGAGCAAGAGGGAAAAACGUAAAAGGAGAAAAUCUCAUGCUAGGGAAGCCGGAGGAACGAGUGAUGGGCCAGUGACACUGCUGAGUUCUGCUCAAAAGAGCAAAAAAUCAACAGUGAAAAAGACAAAGAAAACAGUGAAAAGUAGUUGAUACAAGGAAUAAAUGAACAGUCAGAGGAAAUAGCUUGUUGGACUAAUAGCUGGUUCAGCUCAAGUUGAGCUGUGCAAUGAAGGACUCUUUGGAAAGGACUGACAGAUACUGUUAAUGAAUGCUAAGUUGCACUCGCCAAAUUAUGUGGCAUGCGCAGUUUGGGACCUCCUAUUCGUGAAAUAAAUG
Molecule: messenger RNA, 2155 nt
Organism: Lineus longissimus
Lineage: Eukaryota; Metazoa; Nemertea; Pilidiophora; Heteronemertea; Lineidae
Product: probable ATP-dependent RNA helicase DDX52
Exons: 13
Coding region: 2-1969 (655 amino acids)
Biological process (GO): maturation of SSU-rRNA
Molecular function (GO): ATP binding; RNA helicase activity; nucleic acid binding
Source: RefSeq, a predicted model, not a curated record